This is a messenger RNA of Suillus paluster, 3360 nucleotides long. RefSeq lists its product as uncharacterized. The annotation marks the transcript as partial. The transcript is spliced from 3 exons. NCBI's taxonomy places the organism in Eukaryota, Fungi, Basidiomycota, Agaricomycetes, Boletales, Suillaceae. The record is from RefSeq and is a predicted model, not a curated record.
AUGUUCAUCGCGAUGACGGAUGACAUGACUGAAGAAGGAGUGGAACUCUUUAGGAGAAACCAUUUUGUGCCUCGUGAGGGCGCAUGUCCUAUGGUUCCAGUUGCCUUCAUAGUCCAUCAUUCAAAUCAUUUCUUCACCGUCAUCUUCGACUUUCAGGGACGCCUAGCCCAUGUACUGGGUCGACAUAUUUCAGAUGAUGCCAUGGACGUGGAUGGAGUAAAUCCACAUGACUGGAAGGAUUGGAGAGGACCAGAAUUUUGGAAGAGAAUUGCAGCCCUUCAUGGCUGGAGCCCAGAGGAUGUCGAUGAUGUUGUCCUGAUACCUAGGGAUUGGGAACAAAAUGGAGUCGACUGCGGGCCUAUUGCAUGCUCUGUGUUGGAGCAAUGCAUCAACACAGGGCUGGACGAGCACGGACACCUACCAUCCUUUCAUGUAAAAUGUGGACACCUACUGCGAAUCAAGAUUUUGCACAUUAUCGCAGGACGUAUCAAGACAAGCUGCCACGACUACCUUAUGAUGCUAGACAACCCUCCGGACGAUUGGAGCGCAGAUGAUAUGCCAGAUGAGGAGGUCAUCAAUGUCAUCCAGAAUGGACGACACCAGGCCGAAUGCCUUCAACUCUUGCGGAAAUUGACUGUUGUGAGCGCUACCUGUUCAACAUGCCAACGGCCCAUCGUCACCCAGGAUGUCGAGAACACAUCGCACCCUUGCCAGAAUGACGGUGGAGCUCCAGUGGAUGAUGAUGGUGCGGAGGAUGUUGAAGAUGAAGACGAUGAUACCCUUGGCACAGGCUUACCUGCAGAUAGGAAGGCCAGACUUGCGCGACUGUUCAAAACUAACAAUGAACUGGCCGGAUCUCGGAAUCGUCCAAUUGAUUCACAACGUUCUGGAUCGGCCUCUGCAUCUCGUAGGCGAGUUUCCAACUGGCAUCUUGGAAGCAACAAACGCUUUCCACGUCCCAUCGCACCAGUCGCCCUGGCUGCAUAUAACGGUCGACGAUGGCUUGAGGAUGAACUCACAUUCGAUGAUUAUGAGGGUGGACCGACAAUAGAAAUGCUAAGAUCUCCGAGGGAAAACAAUACCUUGAUGACAUUCCAGGCUGGAGGGAUGCAGGUGUCCACUGCGUGGUUGGACUGGGUCGAUCAUGGUUAUAGAAUCACCCGAAGCGCAUUCCACAAUUUCUAUCAAUGUGACCCUAUCGCAACUAUGGACCACAUCAUGUCAAUCGGCACCACCGCCUCCUAUGAUGCUUCAAAACAGAUUCCGGAUCGUGUAACAGGCGCAUAUACCCUGGAGCGACUGGGUUUGGAUGAGGGUGGACGGCACACACAGGUCACAGAUGUAGAAAUACUUUCCCCCUCUCAGAUCAUCGACUUUGCACACUACGAUCCACCACUCCAUGAUGAGUGUAGGUUCGGACAUGACGCCUUUGUCCGUGGCCACGCCAGCCAUCGCUAUGGAGAAGGACCAGCAUUUUAUGUGGACCUCGAACAAGAUGCAAUUCAAUUUUCGGAAGAUGAGAUAGAGAGAUCGGUGGACAUAGACAGCAUCAUAUGGACUACCAAAACAUUCCGAUGCACAGGCAGCGUUGGGAUCUAUGUCACGCCACCAUUUCAAACGAAACCUGGGAUCUACAAGCACAAUCACACAUAUGUAGAGAUCACAAUUCCACAGUCGGAAGAAGACGCAAACACUCCUGGUGGGAGGACUGAAUGGCUAUCCAAACGAAUGCCGAUGUCUGCCAUUCCUCACGCCUGCAUUGGGCGCAUAUCAUCAGCUGCCUCAACACUCAAUCUUUACAUCGCAUUCCCAAGGAUGAUUCACAAACACCCAGUGAAUGGUCGGAGAAUCACGCUGAUCCCACAGGAGGUACAGGACAUCUUUUGGGACAGGGUGUUGCUUCCAUCUAUAGGAGACUGCACCGAUGUCAGCUGGCAGCCGUACCUGAAAUACACAUUGGAGGAGGCACGAUACAAGGCAAAGGGAGCAGGGAGGCGCCAAGGAGGAUGGACACCCCCCAAAUCAAUUCCACUGUCAGAUGACGACUUCAGGGACGUACAGAACCGCAUGCAUGAUCGAAUUCGCGAUGGUGAGGCUGAGCUCAGCAUGUAUGGCUCUUUGUUUUUCAUUCUGGAGGGCAAGGGGAUAAAGCUACUUACGAAGGAUGGACAACGAGGGCGCUUUGGAGGUCCAGAAGAGGCCCUUUGCAGCAACCUCCCUGACCUCGACUGGCCAUACAUGAUAGACAGGAGCCACGGCGAGCUGUUGGUGGAUGUUGGUAUCUCAUUCACACCUCACUCCCCAGAUGUCCCAGUCGUUGGAGUAUGGAGAUUAGAUGCUUUGGAAGCAUCAUUCGGAGCAGGGGGUUACAAGAGAGGCGAGAUCCAUCAUCACAACACACUCUCAAGAUAUGGUGCGCUGCAGGCAGAGAUGCAGCAGGAGAGAUCACAGCAAACCCAUAUCGCAUUCAGGAGCACCUACAAUCUCUACUAUGAAUCCAUCCGAACAAACAACAACCAGGUGAACUUCGCAUCGGACAGUGAUGCCUACAAGCUUGCACCAUCCUAUAUGGCUGAAUGCUUCCAAAUAUGCAAGGUGAUCGAUGGUUGUAGGGGAAAAACAUAUGGAGUGAGGGAUGAAUAUAGGGUGAGCGGCCAGGCGGCCAGAAUAAUUCUGGAUAAUAUAGAAAGCAAGGCGAUGGAAUAUCUGCAGUCUGAUCCAAUCCUGUGGAUACCAUCGAAAAUCUGGUUCGAGUUCAUGAAGCGCAGGGUGCGGGAGAUUCAAAGGACGCAGAUUGCUAUUGUCAAAAAGAAUCCUCCCAAUCUCGGCAUCCUCACUGGCCUGCUCAACCACAUGCUUCGUUCGACAACAUCUACCCCGAUCAUCUAUGAUUUUCACGUCCGUGAAUCACUUGCCCUCCUCGAAUACAGAAAUGUACUGGAGACAGCAGGGAUGUUUUUCCUGCAGGAAUUUGAUGUCGGCAGCGAUGCAUGCCUGGACGCAGUGCAGCAAGUCGACGAUGUGAAUGUGCUGGCUAUUAUGGGUGUUAAUGCCAAGGCUCAAAGGGAUAGAGCAGUGGGAAGGCUGGAGUCUUUUCAAAGUACUGAGCCGGAGCUGGAAGACUAUCCUCUCGGCCGAAAACCAACUUGGAAUCGACUCAAAGCUGUUGUGGCCAGUUCACCUGCCACAAUCAUGAGACCAUGGGCAUGGUCAUCCUGGUUAUCGAACACAGGACUGUCCGUCGGACGAUUAUUCAUCAUGUUCACAAAGCACGUUUGGCUAAUGCUCACACCCGAGGUCUUGAAGGGAAUCAGACCACACCCAAACUCACUCCAGGAGGCCAUGAAAUGCUGGACAAUA